Molecule: messenger RNA, 1450 nt
Organism: Arabidopsis arenosa
Lineage: Eukaryota; Viridiplantae; Streptophyta; Magnoliopsida; Brassicales; Brassicaceae
Source: the annotation of a GenBank genome assembly
UCAAUCACAACCCAAUUCCCACAUUCAUUUAUCCACUUUUCAGAAAGAACAAAAAAAAAUAUCACUAGCUUCAUUCUUACAAAAUCAUAAUUAAGUUGCAAAAGAAACAAAUGAUGCAGUGGACUGCCUCAUCGGCUUACCAAUAUGAAGGAGCCAUGAACGAUGCCUCUCGAGGCUUAAGUGUUUGGGAUACUUUUGUCCGCAAGCAUCCAGAAUGGAAUUGUUACUCUUAUGCGGACCAAGCAGUGGAGUUUUAUCACCAUUACAAGGAAGAUAUUCAAAGAAUGAAAGAUAUCAAUAUGGAUUCAUUCAGAUUCUCAAUCUCAUGGCCUCGGGUUCUUCCUCAUGGGAAGAAAAGCAAAGGAGUGAACAAAGAGGGAAUCAAGUUCUACAACGACCUCAUCGAUGAACUCCUAGCUAACGAGAAAGCUGAAGAUCUUAUUUUGACUUGCUGUGGUCAUUUGUUCUGUUGGGGUUGUUUCUAUCAGUUGCCUCUGAUUUACUUAAACAUAAAGGAAUGUCCGGUUUGUGAUGGAGAAGUGACAGAUGCCAAGGUGAUUCCGAUAUAUGGUAAUGGAGAUGAUUGUGAUGGUACUAAACCCAAGUUAGAAGAUUGUGGUAUCAGUCUACCUCCAAGGCCUCAUGCUAAACGAGUGGAAAGUGUUCGUCAAAAGAUCAUAAACCGAGCGAUUCCUUUCAUCCCUGGGCACGAUCACGAAACAAUCGAACAUAUUAGAAGAACUAUUGAUUCCAUAGGACUACAAGCAUUAGCUCAAGGCGAGGAGUUUGGUUUGACAAACAUCAUAAACAAUGGAGGAGACAAUGGUGGGCAACAACAACAAAAUCAUCAUCAUCAUCCGCCUUUUGGACCUUUGAGGUUGUUUACACCAUAUGCUGCUUUCCCAGGUCUUGUAGUUGAUACCUCGGACAUACCGCCUUUUGAUGAUGAUGCUUUCGAUGUUGAUAGUUUUGUUGACACAACUAGUUUGAGAAGAAACCGUCGAAGACCUUCACCAGCUGUACGAGCUUCUUAUCAGAGAAACCGAACUAACAAUGCUUCUCAAACGAUUUCAUUCAGGCUCGGUUCUUCAGCUUCCUCAGCACCUAGAGAGUUUGCUGUUCCAAGCUCCUCCAUUACAACGAGAAGCCAAACUGUAAAUCCUACUGAAGUGGUUACUUCGAGUACUUCCGCUUCAUCUUCUAGGAGAAGAACAGAAGAUGUAAACAAUGGACCUCGCACGAGGUCUAGAAGGAGGCUGAGGUAAAGGAAAAACCUCGCCGGAAUCUUGACUAUUGCUCCAUCAUUACUAAAACCUCAUAUAACUCUGCUCUCGUCUGAAUAUGGCUGAAUGUAUAUGUACAUUCUAUGUGUACUUGUAAUUUCUGCUAGCCUCUGAAACUUUGAUAUCGUAGUUUUGUUUUUUUGGGAAAAUAAUUUAACUUAAUAUCU